Paramecium sonneborni is the source of this 492-nucleotide messenger RNA. NCBI's taxonomy places the organism in Eukaryota, Ciliophora, Oligohymenophorea, Peniculida, Parameciidae. The record is from the annotation of a GenBank genome assembly.
AUGAAACAUUAAUCUUUAAAAAGAAGUAAUUAUGUAUAUUUAAUGAUAGACCAUUAGUAAAUUAGUUUUUGAAGGAAAUGUCAAAAUAUUACGAAAUACUUAUUUUUACUAGUAACAUAGGAAGAUUAUGCAGAUUUCAUAUUGGAUCAAAUAGAUAAAGAAAAUAUAAUAGGAUAUAGAUUAUAUUGUUAAUACAAAAAUGAUACAUAUAGUUUAAAUAUUGAUAAGAUUCAUCGAGAUCUAUAGAAGACUAUAAUUAUUGAUGAUUUAAGCAAGAAGUUUAAGUUUCAGCCAGAUGAAAUUUAGAUAACAUGUUAGUAUCCAGAUUUGGAUGAAUAGCUUUGCUUUUUCUUUAUCCUUUAUUUGAUAUAAAUAAUAGGAAAAAAGAUUCAAGAUUUAAGUUUAGUUUCAAGAAAGUUUAAUUAUUAAUUGUAAAUUAUCACCAUCAAAGAUAUUAAUUCAGAUUUUCAGCUUUGCUUAAUAUUUGAUUGA